This is a messenger RNA of Pieris macdunnoughi, 1572 nucleotides long. NCBI's taxonomy places the organism in Eukaryota, Metazoa, Arthropoda, Insecta, Lepidoptera, Pieridae. The record is from the annotation of a GenBank genome assembly.
AUGAAAAAAUUUUCGUUUUUAAACACCGAAGUAGAGUACUUAGGACGCACAAUCACUAACGGUGAGGUUCGUCCAUCUAAAUCUAAAAUAGCGGCAUUAAUAAAUUCUCCGGAACCUAAAAAUGUUCGUCAGGUUAGGCAGUUCUUAGGAUUGGCAGGCUAUUUUAGAAAGUACGUUGAAAAUUAUGCUUUUAAAACCACGUGUAUUUCGCGAUUAACUAAAAAAGAUUUCGAAUUCAAAUGGGGCGAGGAACAGAAACGAGCUCGUGCUGAUAUCAUUAAGUGCUUAACCAGCGAGCCGGUUCUUGCCAUAUUCAAUCCUACUUUGUUGACCGAGGUCCAUACAGACGCUAGUAGCCAGGGUUACGGUGUUGUCCUAUUACAAAUUCAUAGAGACGGUAGUAAAAGUGUGGUUGCCUACUACAGCCAAGUAACGACUGGGCUGGAGGUACGGUACCACUCCUAUGAAUUGGAAACAUUAGCUGUGGUAAGAGCGUUGCGUCACUUUCGCCACUAUCGUAUUGGUAUAGAGUUCAAAGUUGUUUCUGAUUGCAAUGCCCUAAAAGCUACACAAAAUAAGAAGGAACUGUUACCCCGGGUAGCGAGGUGGUGGGUAUAUCUAAAAGAUUUUACGUUCACCAUUGUUUACCGUAAAGGUGUUUUGAUGCCCCAUGCAGAUUACCUCAGCAAUCCUAUCCGUAUUGUGAAUAGCAUUGAUAAGCCGCGUAAUUGGGCACAGAUUGCGCAAUCAGGACAUUGUUUAACCUGUAUUUCCAAUAAAAGAGUUCCGCGAGCUCCGUUACAGCCUAUCACUUCGUGGACUAAACCAGAUGUUGCUUUUCAUACCCUUCAUAUGGAUAUGUUAGGCCCAUUGCAAGAGUCGAACGGUUAUAAGCACGUCAUGGUGGUGGUUGAUGCCUUCUCCAAAUACUGUCUUUUGUAUCUCAAUAUCACUCGACAGAAGACUACUCAAGCAUCUCCGUUGAACCUCUUAGUAGGUACCGAGGGCACUACUCCUGCAAUACAAGCUUUGGUUCGCGAUGUCACUGUAGACUGUUCGAGUUCUGUCAGACAGUCCCUGCGAGAGCUUGACAGACAAAGGACAGCCGAACGCCUUAAACAAAAUCAGAGGCGACAAGAUGAGUAUGUUAAUAAAAGGCAGCAUCCCACCCGUGCUUUUCAAGUAGAGAAGAGUAUAUCUAGUGGUGCCGGGACAGAAGACAUUUACACACCAUCCUUGUGGUAUUAUCAAUAUUUUACGUUUUUACACGCAAAACAGAAUCCAGCGGUACAAGGAGUAGACAAUUAUGACGACUGUGACAGCGGCAGCGAGAGAAUUGUUAAUCACCAAGAGGAGGAUACUCAAAGCUUAGACAAUAUUUCGGUCUUUUUAAGAUCACCGAAGUUAAAACAACAAACGGUUUUGCAAUUAUUAAAAAAAAGUGCAAGUUAUGAUGAUGGAGGAGAGCGCCAUAUUGCAAUCACCCAAAGUUUAGUCUACAUGAUCAUUAAGGAUAAUAUACCCCUUUCUUGUGUUGAAAAAGAGGGACUACAACAAUUUGUUGAGAACUAA